Rhopalosiphum maidis (corn leaf aphid) is the source of this 572-nucleotide messenger RNA. RefSeq lists its product as uncharacterized. The record is from RefSeq and is a predicted model, not a curated record. Lineage: Eukaryota; Metazoa; Arthropoda; Insecta; Hemiptera; Aphididae. The transcript is spliced from 10 exons. Bases 57 to 407 code for a protein of 116 amino acids.
UAUUAUUCAACUCAGUUAAAGUUAUUUUCGAUUAUUGUACCUUCCUACUCACAAAAAUGGACAAAAAUAUUAAUAUUUUAACAAUUUAUUUUAUAUUUAAUUUGAUUGGAUCUAUUUAUGCUCCUAUAAAAAAAUGUUUUAUAGAAGACCAUGUUUUCGAUGCCAAUCAAAAACUAUACUGUGAAAAUAUAAUGGUUAAGGUGAAUUUAAUGUACAUCACCGAACCUGAUAAAAUGUACAAAACUACAAAGAAUUGGGAAAGUACAGUCUUAAACGAUUUAAAUGAAUAUUCAGCAGAUUAUCCAGUAGACAUCUUUAUAAAGGGUUAUCAAAAAGGGUCACUUGAUAAAUCAAUACAGACCCCACAGUCAUUUUGUACUGCUUACGCAAGGGAUUUGAUAUGCUAGUAAGUAAGGAAGAUUUUAAUACCAUUAUAAAUCCAUAGAUCAUGUAUUAAAUUACAUUGUGUAAUUUUGUUGUUUUAUUGGUUACACUUUUUCUUUGUGGUAUUUUAAUUAUUUUUAUUAGAAUAAUUAUUGUUUAAAUGUAUACAUCAUAUUUUAAUAAAUAUA